Dimorphilus gyrociliatus is the source of this 2433-nucleotide messenger RNA. The record is from the annotation of a GenBank genome assembly. Lineage: Eukaryota; Metazoa; Annelida; Polychaeta; Dinophilidae.
AAGUAUCUAAGGAAACCGCUUCAGUUCACACACCAUCCAAGAGCGCUUGAGUGGUUAACUGGUUAAUUAAGAACAGGUGAGUUAAAUCUUAUUAAAACGAACUUUUCUAACACGUCAGAAGGAAGGAGACAAACUCGCUUGUCAAAGUUGGCAGUUUUUUUUCCCACGCGUCAUUCUCUAACUAGUCGUAUCUUAUAUAAGAUUUCAGCAAGGUCAAUGUAACUGAUAUUCGAAAAAAGGCUAAUUUGAAUUGAAUGUUUAACUAUUUACAUCAUUUUUUGUGCGCUAUUAAUCAAAUGGAAAUAGUGUUGGAACGUAAUCAGAACAGUUGAAGUCACUUCUAACUGGCUUAGAAAAGCAUAAUUAAUAGGUAUUAACCAAAUAUUAGACAUCGCAUAACAUUCAAAAAACCGACAUUAAUCUCACUCAUUCAAAAAGUAGAACUUAUUGUUCGUGCACUUCGAUUUUCUUUUGUCCAACCGAAUUGCUUAUAGAGAGACGCCUAUGAAUAGUAUAAGCCUACACAGAACGUUGUUUGGUCAUGUUUGUUUCUCUUUUUCAUAAUUUCCUUUUCAUAAGUACAAGUCUACUGGAUUAUAGAUUAAUUAAAGAUUGGUGUUUUCUCCUUUUUAAAUAUGGAAUGAAGAAUAAGAAUGAAUUAUAUUAAUAUAUUCAAAUUGAACAUAUUAAUUUUAUCUUUUAUUUUCUCUCUUUGUGAAUUUAUUUGAAGAAUUUCAAAAUUUUUGGCGGUGAUUGACACUUUAUUCAAUAACAUAAAUUGCUAGGUUAAUACGUGGCUAAGGGCCGAAUAAAUCCGGAUUUAAAAAAAAAUAAAUCAAAGGAAAUCACUUAAUUCCCGGCAGUUUAUACUUUUUUUCUAUUAUUUGCUUAAGAAUAUAAUGCUCUUCAUACUCUUCACUCCGUAAUCUUACUUUGUUUUUGUUUCUUCUCUUAAAAGUAUUCUUUAGUAUUGUAGUUACUAUCAUUAUUUUCAUUUUUAAACAGCAAAUAUGGGAGGAUACGAAUACACGAAACCUAGACAACCUAUUAUGGCUGAAUAUAAUAGCCCAGGUCCUGCAACUUAUUCCUUGCCGUCUACCAUUGGUUCGCAAAGCCAUGAUUUUACUAGAGAAAAAAGACCGUCUUGGAAGUUUGGUAUAAGGCAUGGAAAACUGUCUACCAAUUCUAGUCCUGGACCUGUUUAUUCCUUGCCAUCAGAAGUAACUAGAACAGGAAAGGACGGGGCGCCCUGUUUUACACAGAAGUCUAGACCGAAAACACCAAAGACAUUUAAAGCGCCUGGAGCGGGCUCUUACUCGCCUGAGAAAUCUGGACCUUCGGCUUCACCAAGGGCACCAGCCUACACUAUGGGAAGCAGAACCAAAAUGAGAAAGGAGGAUAAGAACCCUGCACCCAACAACUAUAGCUUACCUUCGCUCUUGGGUAGAUCGAUCGAAGCUGGAAAGGAACAAGCUCCAAAAUUUAGUUUAUAUUCUAGACCAAAAAUAGGAGGCUUUGAUGAAGAUCUGCAAAAAACACCUGGACCUGGAAAUUAUAACGUAACUGAUCCCAAUGUUUUUAAGUCUAGAGAGCCGUUAUACAGGUACAAAACAAUUGAAUAUCCAAUUAAAGGUAAUUAUUUGCAAAACAAUUAUCUAAAAAAAAAUAUCAAACACAGCAUGACAAGCAGACAUGUUCCUCCUGGUGAUGCAACAAGAAAGCCAGGACCAGGUCAACAUUCUCCAGAGAAAGUUAUUAUUCACAAGAAACAGGCGCCAGCCUUUUCUUUCGGCAUUCACCACAGUCCUUACACAGUUCCUGCAAUUUUCGCUGCAGUUGACGAAUGUUGAAAUAAAGAUAAAACUUAAACAAGAACAAAACAGAACAAAAAGCAAAGUGAUAUUCAUAAAGAUGAAGAUGGAGAAGAGAAUAUGUGUGGUUUUCAUAUAUUAAUAAACAGUAUAUGUAACUUUUAUUGUAAUAUUAUUUUUAAUUCGUUUAAAGAAGUAAAACUUAGAAAAGAAAAAUAUUUUUCCUCCUUGAGCACACCAGCUAAAGUAUUAAAAAAAUAAGUAUUAAAAUUCCCUAUGGCAUUUUUUUAUUGUCUGUCUUUUAUUGUUUAUUUGGUUAUUUUUUGUUUAUUUCUUCGCUUUGUUCUUUCAUUUAUUAUAAAAACUAUGCGUUAAUAUAUUUCACUUGCUGAUAAAAUGUUUGGUUUUUGUCUUCCUAUCAGUCUAUCUGGCUGUCUGUCGGCGUGUCUUUCUCUGUGUGUGCGUGAACGUCUCUCUCUCUCUCUCUGUCUUUAAAGUAAAUAUGUUACUUUUAAAGCACUGUGAUCAUAAUACAAAAAAAUCUUGCAGAUAUAAUUUAUUGAUGAAAUUGGAAAUGAAAUUUAUCGAUUAGGUAAUCGAUUAUAUCGGAAUUUAAUUGACG